Paramuricea clavata is the source of this 15745-nucleotide messenger RNA. Lineage: Eukaryota; Metazoa; Cnidaria; Anthozoa; Malacalcyonacea; Plexauridae. The record is from the annotation of a GenBank genome assembly.
AACAUUUACCUUCAGAGUCAGACAAAUUGGCGCUGACACUGAUAUAGAAGAAUUUUACUCAGUAAUUCCGAAUAAAAACAAAGCGAACGGAUCUAGAAUGAAGUGGAAUUUGUGGCUAACAUGUGCUGGCUUGUUACUUGUCUUUCAUCAAGGUAGGUAGCCGAAUAUGAGCGAGUUGAAAGCAGCUUCGGCAUCAAAUAUAUGUUUGCAGGUAUAAACACUUCUGGUGCAUUAUUAUUAUACGUUCUGCGUAUUUAAGGCUCUUAUGACAAUAAUCUGAUAUUUUAACACUAUGUUACUGAGAGUUACAAGAUAUAGAUUAUUGACAAAAUACAACAUCACAAAAUACAAACAACACGUACAUUCGACAAUUAAUCAAUUAUAGUGUCUUAGUAUUAUAUUUUAUAUUUUUGAUACAGAACCACAUCCACGCUUAGAGUACAAGGGGUUUUGUAAUUCUCUUCUAUUUACAUUUUAAAAGAAAUAUGUACAAAUAUUAAAGUAUAUAAGGUUUAAAAAUGAAGUGAUGCCGUUAAAGAAGAAACUUAAGAAAAUUAAAUGAAGUGAUGCCGUUAAAUGAUUAAUAAUUUAGGAAGCUUACGAAGCUAUUUGUUCUACACCGGGUACGAAUGUGUAAACGCUAUUCAUCUGACAAUUAUUUUCCUCGUUUUUCAAUAUAUUAACAUCAUACGACAUAGAUUUCAAUAUAUUUCAAGCAAAUGCUUGGUAGGCGAGUAUUCUAAGUGUACUUGCAAGUAGUGAAUGGUGAUUACAGCCAAUUGCAGUUGAGCUUGCAGCUUGCAUUUUAAACGCGUUGUUACAUCGUUGAAAAGUAUGCGUUCAUUCCUUAGAAACACGCCGUUGCUAGGGGCGUAACGUAAACUUUUGGCGGGCAUUGUUGAACUUCUGAACGGCGUGCAAACAAACGUAUAACGAGUUAAAUAUUGUAAAAACGCUGCUAAAGCCUGCAAUAGAACAGUAAGGUAUUUUUAGAAUGCCUGCAGUCAAAUUAGAACUCCCUGGUUGGUUUUGUGACAAAAUCUAAUUUAAUUCGUCAACGCCAAGAAUAGAAAAACAUGUUUACGUCGUUACAACGCCCGCCAAAAGUUCACGUUACGCCCCUAGCAACGGCGUGUUUCUAAGGAAUGAACGCAUACUUUUCAACGAUGCAACAACGCGUUUAAAAUGCAAGCUCAACUGCAAUUGGCUGUACUGAUUGCAGAUUUAACAGUCUCAAUUGUGGCCAGGGGCAGAUAUUCCACGGGGGGGGGGGGGCUUCGAAAUUAUCGUUUCCCUUUUAGAAUUACUCAAAAUUUCCUUCAAAAUUCCAUUAAAGAAUUUUCCUUUAUAAUUAUCAAAGGAAAACCGGUAUACCGAUAAUAUCGGUAUAAUUUUUUUGGUAUACCGAUACCGGAAAUUUCUCGUACCGGACAUUCCUAAACCAAGUAUAUUUUUUUUAUUUGGCCUAAGCGUAAGCACCAAGCGCUAUAUACUGUAUGAAAUGAACUGCAGACCACGGAACUGCGGAACCUGUAGAACUUAAUAAUAUCACUUUUUCUUCUUGUACAACCAUUGUUCCUUCAAUAAAGUAAGUGUUUUUAUUGUUCAUUUACACAGAUUCUGUUAUACUGUGUGUCGCCAGUAUAUCUGUUUAAUUGUCAAUAAAAAUCGUAAACAUGUCAAUUCUCAGCGUUCUCCAGAGUUUUCACUUGGAAAGCCCUUCCAGAAAAAAUUCAGACUUUGGACGAAAAUUUUGAAGUAUGAGAUUACCCAAAUUCUGUACUUUAUUUAAAAAAAAUACAAUUUGAUGUGGGGUCGAUUUAAUGUCGAUGUGGGGUCGAUUUAUUGUUGAUGUGGGGCAUUGAUAUAUGGGCCCCUUAGUGUGCACACUCCUCAGUGCUUUCUGAUCAGUUGUCAUAUCAACUUUGCACUAUCCUUGGGAUCUCUGAGUUAGAUUUUAGUUCAAAGUUCAGAAGUACAUUUUCGCAUUGGUGUCUAUGGGGCUUAUUCAGAGUUUUGCUGAAGGUUUAGGAUUGUGAGGGUUUCUAAUGUCAUCUGAUUUAGUCCGCUUCUGAAAGUGGAAGUGGCCCUGUGGGUUGCAAUGUGAAAAGUAACUAAUCUGACAGUUUGUUAGUAAUAUAGUUGAUUGUUUCUACUGUAUGUACAGUACCUGUAUUUGUCUAACAUUUAGGGAUCAUAGUAAUUGGCACAAGCUGUUGCGAUUGCCCUGCCAGUUUUUGUGUUAAUUAAGUUAAUAGAGACCUUAAGAUUGACGUUUACGGCAAACGGCAAACCGCUAGCGAAGUUUUUGAUUUUACAACUCUAUUAUAAUAGCUUUUACACCAGUUUUGAAAUAUGUUAGACUUAUUAAACUUGUGCUCUUUAGCAAUGAUUUAAGAAAGCAAAUUAACCACUAGUAAUGCCAUUCACCAAAGCAGUAAAUUAAGAUUUGGCGUUUGAAGUUGACGUUUGGCGUAUAGAUUUCAUGCUUUAACGACUACAAGCCCUCGUAGCAGUUCAAGAAUGAAAUUUAUAUGCCAAACGUCAACUUCAAACGCCAAAUCUUAAUUUACUGCUUUGGUGAAUGGCAUGACUAGUGGUUAAUUUGCUUUCUUAAAUCAUUGCUAAAGAGCACAAGUUUAAUAAGUCUAACAUAUUUCAAAACUGGUGUAAAAGCUAUUAUAAUAGAGUUGUAAAAUCAAAAACUUCGCUAGCGGUUUGCCGUUUACCGUAAACGUCAAUCUUAAGGUCUCUAAUAAGUUAAAUUAACCAGCAAAUUUUACUGUGCUGUGCAACUGUCCAAUCAUGCAUAUCAUUAUAUGAUAAAAAGUCAAUAUAAACUUUAUAAACACAAGAUAAUGUAAAACGUAACAGAAUGGGGAACAUGCAGAUUCAACCAUCUCAAAUAAUGGUAAUGUUCAUGUUGAGAUAACAGCAUUGCAGACUGCAGAGGAGAGUGGGCUAUUGAGAUUAUGGUAGUGAUCAUAUAUUGUAAUCAGUUUUAAGUAAUCAUAUUUAUUAAUUAUAUGUCCAACAAAAAACAAGCAACUUUACUGUAUGAAACAUGAAUUUUGAAAGAGACAAAAUACACAGUGUUCAAAGUUUAUGGACACGGCACUAAAUGUCACAUGAUUGUUCUGACCAAUCACAUAGCUAUACAUGUUCAAGUGUGAUGAUUAGACUAGCUUAAGAUGUCAUCAAGCAAUCUUCUCAACCAAACUCCUUCUUGGCAAGCUGUGCUUAGCGCAACAUAUUCAGCUUCGGUAGUCGACUUUGACACACAACCUUGUAACUUGCUACACCAGCUUACUGUAUUUCCUUGUAUUUGAAAGACGUAUCCUGUGGUUGCAUGAUCUACGUGUUGUCAAAUCUCCCCAGUCAGCGUCAGAAUGAACGGUUAAAAUAGGUUCUUUAAAAUAAGGAUCGUUAAAAUAAGGUUCGUUAAAAUAGGUUCAGAAGUGUACAUGAGACCAUAGUCUAAUGUGCCUUGAAUAUAACAUAAAAUUCUCUUAACUUCUUUCCAAUGUUCUAGUCCAGGAUUUGCCAUGAACUUUGAUAGAACACCAAUGGCAACAGCUAGAUCAGGUCGACUAAUGAGGGUAGCAUCAUUUAAACACCCAAUAGCAAUUUGGUAUCCCUUCAUAUCAACAGGAUUCUCCUUUUCAGAUAGUGCUUCAUACUUCUUCCCAAACUCUAACGGUGUUGACACAGAUUUGCAGUUUUCCAUGUCAAAUCGAUUGAGAAUGCCUUGUAAAUACGUCUUCUGACUUAUCGACAAUGUACGUAGUCUACUAUUACGCUUCACACUCAUUCCAAGAACAUAAUGCAACUCUCUCAAAUCUUCAACAUGAAAUCUCUUUCCGAUCGCUGAUUUUUCUCUCUUCGGGAGUUUUCUACUCUGUCGCCUUUUCGAUAGUUUUAAAAAUAGUUUCUGAACCACAAAUAUCAAUCAUAGAUAUAUGAUGUCAAUAUGCCCGGUUAAACAAAAAGAAGAUCUGACUGGCCUAUUUUUCGUUCUUUUUAAUCUUGCGUUCGAGGUUUUAUAUAUUAUACAGUACUCAGUAGUCAGUAAACAAAUAUAUCUUUGUCUUUGAUAUUAGUAUAUUAAAUAUAAACAUUUGAGAGUUUUAGAAUUUUUGUAGAAUUGCCACACCACAAUUGCUAUUGUCAAUACUUGUUUAAUUUAGCCUAAAUUCCAAGACUACCCCUAUAGCAGGGUAUUUGACUGUGGUGUUUGCCUGUUCGGACGGGCAUUUGACUACUUAUUUUGGAUUUGACUCAUACAUGAACUUUUCAAAUGCUAUCGCUAUAGAUGGUGUUUUUGCGAAAACAAAAUAUAUUUUGCACGGGAAGAUUUUUCGCAGACGAUGUAGGGCCCAUUACACGAAGAAACAUGCCAUAUAAUUGCACUUUGGUUUAACGUAGACAUCUCAAGUAAAAACGACCUUCUUCGUUGAUUUUUUCUUGUUUAUUUUUCGCUAUUUUGAAUAAAAUUCCCGUUUAUUUGCAAAAUGCGAGUACACAAUCAUGUUAAGAAUGCUUGUAAGCGGUCGUUAAUCAGUCUUUACUUUAUGUAAUUUUAUUGUUUAACCACGCCACGCAAGUUAACUACGUGAUUAGUUAAUCAUCCGACAAACUACGUUUUGUGCAACGUAAUUAAGUCGUGUAAUUAACUAAUCAUAGUUAAGGAUUUAACUACAGUGAUUUUAAACGCUAAUCAUAGUUAAACUUAACAAGAACGUUCUUAUACAACCGGCCCCUGUUGUUUCACUGUAAAUAAAUGUCAUUGAUGAAUGAAUGCAACAAGUUGUUAAAGUGCGCCAUCUGUCUUGUAAAGCAAAUAGUUUGCUCCACAGACGCCACUAGAACUUGUACAAACUUUGGCACCAUUUUUAGUGUGAAGUUUCUUCGAAACUUUACAGUAUUGUGAUGACUGGGGGGAAAAAGCUUUAUGCAAUAGAAGAAAAAAGCAAGGAGGUAGCCAACGCGUACCGUCACGGACCUUGUCAAGUCACAGUCCUUGUUUACUGUCUAGCACAGCCACAACGGUGCAAACUCGUGUUCAGUGCAACGAUAACUCUACCAUAUCUUACGAGAAUCAAUCUGUACACAGAGCUGCAUCAAAGCUUGUCAAAACUGCUAUAAGGGACCGGUAAUAAAGUAACUGCUAGGGUGGGCUGGAGUGAUUUGGGAUGGGCCAUGGAAAAUAUUUGGGCAGAUUCGAUGAGCCGCCAAUUUUUUUGUAUGUCCACGGUUGGGCCACCAAACAAAAAAACAUGCAUGUCUGCUUCAAAAAAUAGAGAUACUAAUAGUAAAAGCAAACAAAACUAUCCAAAUUAUCAAAUGCAAAUGAUGCUAUUGUCUAUUGAAGCCAGCAUUUUGUUUAUACAACAACAAAAAUGGUCGAAUCACAGCAAAUACAACCAACUGGAGAGCAGCUCAGUACCAAUGUGUUUGUCAAGCUUGGCGGAAUUAUGUAUGUCAAUACAGUGCCGUGCAUGUAUAUUUACAACGUUCAUACCUGCAAGUUGUUUUUUUAUAAUAAAAGUGUAUUUUCACAAUUUAGAUUGGAUGGGUCAUGAAAAUUUUUUUGUAAGAUUAGAUGGGCUUUGAAAUUUUUAUCUACAUCCUAAGAUGGGUCACCGAACUUGUUGGCAAAAUUUGUGAUUUACCUCCAGCCCACCCUAGCAGUUGCUUUAUGACCAGUCCCUAACUGUGGAACUAUGAAAUCUGAAGUGACAUUAUUGAAUAUAUGCGAAAAGCUGAAAAAGACACAACCUGACACUGGGAAUAUAAAGUCAAAGGUCAAUGAGACUUGUUAUUGUGAAACAUGUCACAAUUAGGUUAAAAUGCGGAAGCGGAUGGAGCGGAUCAACGGAACGGAUAUGGGGAUAAAAUACGGAACGGAUGGGGAUAAAAUGCGUCCGUUUAAUGAUGCAACGUCGUAGUGCUUAUUAUUCAUAACAUAUCUUAUACAGCUAUUUCAAUUAAAGUUGUCACUGAGACAAUAGUCAAAUGUGCAAUAUGGGCGCUAAAAGGAUGAUGGGAAUAAUCAGAGUUUUAAAUAAGUUUAGCAUAUCAGUAACCUCAUGGGGAUGCUUUUGCAAAUGCAAAUGAAGUUUUAGAAUAUGAAAAAUUUGGUAGUUGGUGAAACAAUUAAAAUUUCGAGUUGUCGCGUGUAGCAUCACAAUAAAUAAAUAAAUUGUAUCAGUUCGACGAGGCACGACGUUUCUGAUGUGUUAGGCUUGUUUCAAACGUCGCGCUACUCAUGUGCCGAACGCAUUAAAAACAAUAGAGAUGAAAUGCCUUUGGUAACUGUUUAUUUCGUGGUGUAAGUGUCGGCGAGCCUAUAUAGUUCUUGCAGUUUCUUUUUCAAUUUGAAACUUCAUACUAUCCUUGGAUCCCUAGUAGGGUUGGGCGAUAUUAAAAAAAUCAUCUCACGAUUAUUGUGAAGGAAAUUAUCACGAUAUUCGAUAAUAUCGCGAUCAGGGCGCUUAUAUAGAGGCGCUUAUUCUAUAUAAGCGCCCUGAUCGCGAUAAAUGCAAUAAAAAUAAUUUUUCAAUUUUAAUUAAUAUCAUAGUAAGCUUAUAUACAAUUUUAUUAAAAACAAGUAAAACAACAAGUUAAAGUAAUAUGAAGCCUUUUUUUAGUCUAAUAUUUACUCAUGGUCAUAAACUAGAACUGUCUACUAGUGUCUACUGUAUCGCCGCUGGCACACAGCGCAAGAAAAGCCUGUAAUUUCAUUGUUCAGCGGAUUGUGAUACAUAAAUAUUUGCUUUGGUAUCGUAUUAAUUUCGUAUUUAAUUCAGGAAAUAGUUUUAAUUCUUUUAAAAACUAUAUUUUCUAGGAAUUGAAAUAAUUUUUAGGGUUUUUGAAAAGCUAUAUACACACGCGAAGCAAUAUCACAAUAGUCAUCGAGCAUGACGACAAUUUCGAUAUAUCGUCGCUCAAGUUUCUACCUUCGAUACGAUAAUCGCGAUUGAAAAUAUCGCGAUAAAUCAAAAUAUCGAAACAUCGCCCAACCCUAAUCCCUAGUUACAUUUUUGACCACAUGCAUGAUUGCCAGAGGUCAAAAAGCUGUGUCACUUGCAAUUGUUACAAUUAUUUUACAGGCAUUGAAGUUGGUGCAGUUCAAUGUGAAAUUUGGGAGAAAGAUCGUCAAUUGCCUAAUAAGGAAUGUCCAACUGGGUGUUUUGCUAUAUGGUACAACAUUAGUGGAGUUAUACGUAUAGAGCACAAGAAUUGUUGGGGUAAAAAUGCUGGAGGUUAUAAAGAUGAUUGUGAAGGCACAAUGCAAAUACGAGAUAGGAACAGUUAUCAUGCGAUAUUCUGUGCCUGCCACAAGGAGCUUUGCAAUGCAAACUUAACAUGGACUGGCAGCAGUACAAAUGGUCAGUGAGUAUUACCUAUAACCAGUCUGAGUAGAAUUUUCAGCAGCUAAUUUUUCCCAAAAGAGAUUGUUCGUCUUGAAAUUAGUUAAUAGAGAGGUUGUGAUACCUGUACCCGUAAACCGGGUACGACUUGCAACUUAGGGUAAGAAAACCGAUCGGAGAAUGGUAAAUAAAGUUCGUUGUUGAUUCACCAUUUGGGAAAAAUUGACGAGCAUAUGUGCAUUGAUUUAGGAAAGAUGUUGAAGUAUUUUACUACCUAAACGGCCCAUGUAGUCGUAGACCAUGGUUUACCGUUGGGAAAUGGGUAGAAAUUACGGGUAAACAUGCUGACGUCAGCAAAAAUGGUAAACAAAAUGGCCAUACUCGUACCCAUAAACCGGACCUGUGGUAUUUUAACCUUUCUAAUAUAUAACGAUUGAGGAACGUUUUUUCACCUAAAACAAAAACAGGUCUGUGAAAUUUUUCUGUGAUGUUACUCUGAGUGUACAUCCACACCGGGCAAGUUUAAAAAAUAUGCCUGGCCACGGUGGGAAUCGAACCUACGACCUUUGGAAUCCUGGUCUGUGAAAGUGUAUUUUGAACGAUGGUCAUAUUUUUUAGAAACAGUAUACUGCAAAUGGACCAUUUGCAUUAUAGACUAAAUUUUGAUCUCAACAAGUCUAGAUAAAAAUUUCAUCAAAGCUUGAAAGAUAAUCACAAAAUUAGUAAUAUUCCAAAGUUUCGUUGCGAAAUGUUGUAAAAUGCGGAUAAUAGAGCCUUGCGAAGUUUGCCGUUUUUCAGUCAUUUUGCAUUACGUGGAGGAAAUUGACAGCCCAAUACCCUUUGGGGCUGUCACUUUCCCGUUUGUAAUAGAAAAUGACUGAAAAACGGCAAACUUCGCAAGGCUAUAUUAUCCGCAUUUUACAACAUUUCGCAGCGAAACUUUGGAAUAUUACUAAUUUUGUGAUGUUCUUUCAAGCUGUGAUGAAAUUUUUAUCUAAACUUGUUGAGAUCAAAAUUUAGUCUGUAAUGCAAAUGAUCCAUUAGCUCAGUGUAUGAUAUCUGGAAAUACCAAAGAGGUUCAGAUUUGACUUCCACUGCACCUUUCACAGGCUUAUGUACAUCUGAUUGAUUAAUUGUCUCUUAAUGGUAGUGGAAGUCAAAUCUGAACCUCUCUACCAUUUCCAAGACUUCUACUUCCCAUUCAGAGACCCACCCAUUUAAGGGCAAGGACUCACAAAUUAUUUUAUUCUGCCUUGUGAUGCCAUACAAUUUUACUCACCCUAGCUGAUGUAUAUAUGUCCCUAAUAUACUUCUAAUUUUUUACACUUGAUAGUUUCCAGAUAUCGAACAGUCAUUCCUCCCACACCAGAGCGCAAGGGAAACAAUAAUGAUCACAUCAUAUUUGUUGUUGUGGCAAUUGUUGGCACGGUAAUGGUGUCGCUAGUUGUCUUUAUGGUGUAUAUAAAGAAGCGUGCUUAUUUCAAGCCUGAGCCAGAAAGUGUCAGUAAAGGCAGUGAGGUUGAGACAUUGAUCCCCUCUGAAGAACUACCUCCUAUUGAUUUGAAAGAUGUUUUAUCUCAAGGACAGUUCUGUGUUGUGAGAAAAGGUAGAAUGGGAUACAAAGACGUUGCUGUCAAGAUCUUCCCUAUAACCCAAUGCUCAAAACCAACACCAUCAGCUUUGACUGAGGAAGACAUGUACAUGGUCUGUAAGCUAAGUCAUGAGAACAUACUCAAGUUUAUUGGUAAACAUAUGUACGAGGAAGGAAACCAACAGCAACUUUGGCUGGUUACCGAAUACAUCGAACAAGGGUCGUUAUCUGAUUUCCUGAAAAGAAACACGAUCAGCCGGGAAAAUCUAUUUCAUAUGGCAAAAGGUAUGGCUUUAGGCAUGGCAUAUCUUCAUGCUGAAAUACCCCGAGUCAAACCAUCCAUCGCACAUCGUGAUAUCAAAAGCAAGAACAUCCUGGUUAAGAACAACCUCACAUGUUGUAUCUCCGAUUUUGGUCUUUCUUUGAAAUUUGACAGCAAAGAUGGCCCUGGAGACACACAUGGCCAGGUAACGUCUUUGUUUAUAUAUCCAUGAACUUACGGUUAAAGCUCGACAACUGCAUGACUCAACACUAGGGGUGCACCGGAUUUGGAAUUUUCAAAUCCGGCCGGAACCGGAUUUACCGGAUUUGGCCAAAAAUUCCGGCCGGAUUUGCCGGAUUUGAGAUAAACCGGUAAUGGCGAUAAAUUGGGAUAAUUCAGUAUUCAAAAUGGCGGUUUAUGUUUUUUACUAUUUUUAGUUAGUGUCAGUUUAGAUUUUUUAUUGUGUUUAAACCUUUUUUAAAUAUCUUCUUGUUAAUAACUUGAUAUUUUAUAAUAAUAUUAAGUGUUUUUUAAACUUUAAAGCUGCCAAAUUGAUGGUUUAUCCGAUUCUUGGUGAAUAUUUUAAGGUGAAAACAGAUAUUUAAUCCGGCCGGAUUUUCUCCAAAUCCGGCCGGAUACCGGAAAAUUCGUUAAAUCCGGCCGGAAUUCCGGCCGGAUUUGAAAUCCGGUGCACCCCUACUCAACACCGCGGAAAACGUCUGCGCAUGCGUCAACCUUACUGAAAUUUGCUUUGCGAACGUGGUGUCAAGUAUUCCAAAGCGAACGUGGUGUCAAGUAAUCCAAAGGUAGUCAAAAAUUUAAAAUGAAAGCGACAAUUAGAGACUUGACACACUUCGAUGUUUGCCGUUUCUGUGAACAUGCAAGCGGAAUAAUGAAUGUGACAACCUAAAAACUAGAAAUAAGUACAGUCCACGUGUGCAAGAAGUAGUAUUAUGCAAGGAAAUGAACCAAAGGUGACUGUCGAUAAAUUUAUUGUAUAAAAAGUUCUUUAACUGAACCAUACAAAGAUAUUUUGCGUAGGUUUAUAUGAUCCACAUCUUUGUCAAUAACUUCUUUGCGUAGCAUGUAUAAUUUUUGCGUUGACUAUAUUUAAGGGUAAUAAAUAUAGUUUCGGUGUCCGGUGUUAAUAAAUAUAGUUUCUAGUUUUGUUUGUGGAAACACCACGUAAAUUUAUUACUGCAAAUCUUUCGAUCCGUAAGCCCGGAUCUUCAUCAGUGCUAAUAAUAUGUUAUUAUUAGUAAUAAUAUCAUAUUAUUAGCACUGAUGAAGAUCCGGGCUUACGGAUCGAAAGCUUUGCAGUAAUAAAUUUACGUGGUGUUUCCACAAACAAAACUAUUAUAUGUUUUAUCGCCAUGCAAACAUACAAAGAACUUAAAUAUAGUUUCUAUUUGCAAAAUUGUGCAUGGAAUUUAUGCCAGCUAUCAAUACAUCAUGUAUAGAAGUGUAAGAGUUGACGUAUUAUUAACAAGGGUUAUGGUCAAUUGGAAGUGUUCAUACCUUGCAAAAUUAAAUAAACGUGGUGUUUCUACUGAAAGGUAGAGCAAAUAAAUAGUGUUAUGGCUUGCCUUUGAAAAACCAUAACAUUUUUUCUGUUAUUGAUUUAAUUUUAGGUAGGAACUCGACGGUAUAUGGCUCCAGAGGUUCUGGAAGGGGCAAUAAACUUCUCCCGAGAAGCUUUUCUCCGUAUUGAUAUGUACGCUUUUGCUCUAUGCCUUUGGGAGCUUCUCACCAGAUGCACUGCUGUGCAGGAAGGUUCGUUACCUCUUAUUGUUUUUACAGAUGCUUUUGUUUAGCCCUGGGCUAGCAAGGCAACAUUAAUCAGGGUUCGAAUUAGCGGCUCGCUAUUCGCAAUUUGCGAAUGUAAAUUCGCUUUUUGCGAACGCAAAAUCAUCCAUUUUGCGAAUUGCGAAUGACGUUUCGAAAAAACGGGUUGAUUUUCACAAUCACUUCGAAUGUAUUUUACUAUAAUGUAAGAUAUAGAGUAUUUUGCUGACUAUUAUUGUAAUUUUGUACUAAAAAGAUGUGUGAAAUUAAGAAUAUGGCUACAAUUUCUUCAGAAAAUUUACGAAAUUCCCUACGAAACGACCGCCAUUUUGGUUUUUGCAAGCAGUGUUUCCACUUUUCAAAACUAAAAUUUACUUAAAUUUUCAAAAAGGAAAUUUGCGAAUCGAUGUUUCCUGUCUAAUUCGAACCCUGCAUUUAAAUAUUUUGAUGCUUCCUCAAAGUUUGCACGCCUGCUUAUCCACCCUUGCAAUUAGAUCUUUUCCCCCAACAAAUUCAGAAACAUAUUUUGCUGUGGAAAAACUGUUUCCUACUGCAGUUUGCCCAAGGCAUUAUAAUGUUAUACUGUAUGUCCUAUUGAGAUUGUCAUUGAGUGGACUCAAGAAUGCUAUUUUCGCAUGAUGCUUCAAUUUCUGUAAUGAUUUAUCUCAACUUAUUUUCAGAACCAGUUAGCGAUUACAAGUUGCCAUUUGAGGAAGAAGUUGGGAUCCAUCCUAGCUUGGAGGAGUUACAAGAUUAUGUCGUUAAUAAAAAAUUACGACCACAUUUCCCUGCAGAAUGGAAAAACACAGAUCAGGUUAGUGACCAUGAUUGUUUUAUCCAUUGUUUUAUCACAUUUAUCGGCGUUUUAUUUAGAAUAGAAUAGUUAAGAGUAGAAUGGAAUUCAGAAUAGAAUGGAAAGGAAUGGAAAGAAAAAACUUCUAUUUUACUAGUAUAGAUUUUUUGACGAACUUGUGGUCCUCAUAAUAUUACUAUUAUAUGUAUAAAGUAUGGACAAUUCACAGGGUCCGAAGUGGGGGAAGACCAUUACUUGUAGUACAUUACCUCAUGUUCAACAGCAAAUUUAAACAAAAUUAACAUGUGAAACUAUAACUAUCUUUCAUAAGGGAAUUGAUGGGAUAAUUGUUACAAUUGAAGAGUGUUGGGAUCAUGAUGCUGAUGCACGUCUUACAGCUGACUGUGUCGCCGAGAGAGUGAAGCAACUUUAUGGUGCUGGAAAACGACAAACCAAUACGCCUUUGGCUGUUUCCUAUAAAUCUUUGGAGCAUGAGAAUGGACUGUUGGCAUAGAACUCUCGUUUGAGUGCUUUUUAUGCCAUAGUAUAUCACAUGUAUAUAAAUUAUAUAUAUAUAUACAAGGUUAAAAAGAGCUAUUUUGUCUAUGCAUGCCCUGGUUCUAGCCCCUGUAUAGACUGGUAACCUGGCAGUUUACUCUAUCGUUGAUCGAACACAAUUUUCAUUCGUGAAACGCAAGAUACGUGUGGAGAUCACGGGCAGUUGACAUGAACAACCUAUCCACCCAGAAAGAUGUUCUUUUAAAAAUAUGUAUACGUAAACGUAUAGCCAUCAUAUGGGACUGUGUUUUUUCGAUUAAUCGAUUGUAAUCUCGAUCACUCAAUUGUGAGUGAUGUAUUUGUUCUUGACCCUUACUUUAUCUGUGGAAAAGUACUAUUUGAAAAUACGAAACAAGCUAAGAAAAUUAUUUUAUAUGAUUUAAGGGUGUUUCACGAGUUAUAAUUGUGUUUUAUAAUUGUGUUGUAUGUCUAAAAUGAUAUAUAGGUAUACGUGUACAUGAAGUACUGCAUGUAUAUGGUAAGUUGCGUUUUGGUAUUGUUUUGUGCAGUUUUUUCACUAUCGGCAAGAAUGAAUGAACCAGUGGCGGACACAAAGCAGAAUGCUUGGGUUAACAACCGUAUUUAUAUUAGAAGAUGCAUGACUUUAACAUCUGCAUGGGACAGUUUAAACAUCCGAGAAAGCGCCAUCCGAUCGUCUAAUAUAAACAUUUUUAUAACAAUUCAAAAAAUCACUAUCGAUCGAGUAUCGGUGGAUAUAGCGCUAUUCGGCUUUCGUACUAGUUAAAUCAUGAAGGUUUCUGAGGUAAAAGAAACCCGAGAUGUUUAAUUUGCAAGCAUUUGUACGUUUUAUUGGGCACCAUCUUGGUUUAUUCUGAAGUUUGCCUCCGCCGUUACAGUGAAAUAGUUGGUUUGUCUUAAAAAUAGCUUAGCGUAUCAUGGAUAACUAGUUUUAACAUUAUUCGACCAAGACAUUUCAAGACAUGCACUUGUACCGGGUGUCCCAAAAAAAAGUACUCCUGUUUGAUUCGUAAUAACUUCUAAACAAGUAAAGCUUUUAAAGACAAAUAACUUGCAUCAAAUAGAGGAAGGAAUAACUUAGAUUUUGAUAUAUUACAGUUGUAUUUCACUUAAAAAUUCACGGAGAUAUUAAUCUUUAAAAUCGGGAGCAUAUUUCUGGAUGUGUCUGAAAUAUGCAAAAAACGGUGUAUCAAAUAUUAAUCAAGAUUUGCACGACUGAAACAUGCACUAUUACCAGUAAAUAAAUGACACUUGACAAAUUGUUUAUUAUGAAACAAAGUAUUAUUAUAUCUACAAAAUACAAGCAAGAUUGAUCCGUCCGAAAUUCACGUGUGUUCUUAGUACGAAUACGUUUCCUUAUUUCAUGAGACCACUGCAUCGCGAAGGAUCGUCAUGGAUCGUUCGCAGUUCUGAAUUUGGGUAUGCUGUCACAAUGAAAUUGUGAAGCUCUUCUAACUUCUGCAACGUUCUGAAAUCUUGUUUAAGAACACCCAAACUCUUUCGCCUUUUCUUAAUCUUGGCAAGUUCAGAGUAAACUGAGAAUUAUAUGAAACACAAUCAAAUUAUAUAACUCCAUAAGACAUAACAAUUAAGCAACUCCCCAGAGACAUGCAACAUUUUUGGAACAAAACGUAACAAAAUAGCAGCGUUGAUACGGUGAUGUGCAUUUGCAAAAAGUAAUAUUAUUUCCUUCAAUAAAGAAUAACAUUCAUCCUGCUCUAACCGAGAAAUAAUCAACUCAGUCUGUUUCAACCCAUUAAAAACAUAAAAAAAUUAGGCUAUUUAAGAAAAAUUUAAGCGCCUGCCUUCCAUGGUCAGUCUUUCGUGUACUUUUAAGUUCGUAAAGACCUAAUAUAAAAUACUUGCAUAAUUUCGAACGUUCAUAUUUCAGGAAACAAUGAGCUAAGACUUACAUGUAAGAUGUCUAAAUCUACGCCAUAUCCCUUACAAAUCCUAACGUUAAUUCUCUGAAAUACAAGUUAGCCUGAUAUGUCAUUAAGCAAACAAACGCUGGAGUUAAUAUUUGAUAUGCCGAUUUUCGCUAAUUUUAGACACAUCCCAAAAUAUGCUCCCGAUUUUGAACAUUAAUAUCUCCGUGAAUUUUUAAGUAAAAUACAACUGCAUGUAAUAUAUCAAAAUCUAAGUUAGCCCUUCUUCUAUUAAAGGGAAGUUAUUUGUCUUUAAAAGCUUUACUUGUUUAGAAGUUAUUACGAAUCAAACAGGAGUACUUUUUUUUGGGACACCCGGUAGAUUAAAAAUGUGAAUAUAUUUCACUCUACCAGAUAUAGUUUAUACCUGUUGUAGAACAUAUAGUUAAUAUUAUAUAAUAUAAUAUAAAAAAAUUAAAACAUUUUCCGUGUUGAUAUACAGUUAUUUCAACACUCGCGUGGAAAUUGGGAAAACUCGAAAUUGUGUGAAAACACUCCGCCCUCCGGGCGUCGUGUCAACCUCGUACGCUGCUUUCAAUUAGCGACUAGACCUGGGUGCCUUCAAUUCGCGACUAGCCCUGAGUACGAGGUUGGCGUCGUGUUUCCACACAAUUUCUCGCUUUCCCAAUUUCUACUCGUGUUGGUAUAUUAACUGUAUAUCAACACGGAAAAUGUUUUAUAUUUGUUAACUGUAAAUGUAUUGUAUUAUUAGUAUAUGUGGGUUUGUACGAUUUAUAUUAUUUACUCGUUGCUAAAGUCACUUGUUCCCGGUAUCUAUUUUCAGCGCAACAAUUAGCAAACGCAAUAGACCUUCUGACGUCAAACGCGGAAAACCAAUUUAUGCGAUGUUCCACACGACAAUUUGUAGCGACAAUACAGAGCCUCGUUUUCGUGAUUGAGACGUAGGCUUUAACUGAUGUCAGACACACGAAAACGGGGCUCUAUAAGCAAAGUGACGUACUUUCAGGAAGGGUGCAGUUACUGUUAGGGGAUUCGCAAUGCAAGUCGUUGGCGAGCCAAUAAAUUUCAUAAAAACAUUUGCAUUUGUGCUAAAAAUUGGGAGUUGGGGCAUCGUAUAUUAAUUACUGUAAGUGCUAACAUAAGAAAGGUCUGUGACUGUAAUGCAAGUUCUGAUACUAUUUCCCUUUGCCUUGUUUACGUUUUGCUGGCAGACGAAUUGCAGUUAUAGAAAAGAUGUUCUCCUGUGCGAUUCAGCAAUGCGUAACGGACCUAUUACCUAAUGAACAAAAUUAGCCCCCCCAAGGCUAAGGUUUCUACGUCACAAUUGCAUAUGCAUAAUGAGUUUGCUGAAAAUGUUAUAUUCUUGUUAUUAUGAAAUGAAGUUGCUAAAGAAUCCAGGUAUUUGAUCAUAUAGUUACUAUUAACUACGAUUUGAUGUUGUAGAACAACACAAAUGCACACCAUACUUCUGAAAAGCAAUUUUCUUUCUUAGGGACUGGUCAUAAUUUAUCAGGG